Vigna angularis (adzuki bean) is the source of this 1288-nucleotide messenger RNA. RefSeq names its product peroxidase P7. Gene Ontology annotation, molecular function: peroxidase activity; heme binding. The record is from RefSeq and is a predicted model, not a curated record. Lineage: Eukaryota; Viridiplantae; Streptophyta; Magnoliopsida; Fabales; Fabaceae. The transcript has 4 exons. The coding region runs from base 70 to 1032 and encodes 320 amino acids. Gene Ontology annotation, biological process: response to oxidative stress; hydrogen peroxide catabolic process.
CAUUAAGCAAUAAGCCACACCCUCACAAUACAAAGACUUUUUAAGUAACUUAGUGUGUUUUAGCAAAACAUGGCUUCGUUUUGUUCUAGAUUAACUAUGAGUUUGGUUCUGUUUGUCCUCGUACUGGGGUGUGUCAAUGCACAACUUUCUACCGACUUUUACUACAGUUCUUGCCCAAAACUCCUCUCCACUGUGAGAUCCACAGUGCAAUCUGCCAUAUCAAAGGAGACCCGUAUGGGUGCUUCUCUCCUCCGCUUGUUCUUCCACGAUUGCUUUGUCAAUGGAUGUGACGGUUCUAUUCUUUUGGAUGACACAUCAAGCUUCACCGGGGAGAAGAACGCAAACCCCAACAGGAACUCUGCUCGUGGAUAUGAAGUCAUUGACAGCAUAAAAUCAGCCGUCGAGAAAGUGUGUCCAGGAGUUGUUUCCUGUGCAGAUAUCCUUGCCAUUGCCGCCAGAGACUCUGUUCAAAUCCUUGGAGGCCCUAGUUGGAAUGUUAAACUUGGAAGAAGAGAUGCUAGAACUGCUAGCCAAUCUGCUGCCAACAAUGGCAUUCCUGCACCUACUUCAAACCUUAACCAACUCAUCUCAAGAUUCAGUGCUCUGGGACUUUCCACAAAGGACUUGGUCGCCUUGUCGGGUGGUCACACAAUUGGACAAGCAAGGUGCACAAAUUUCAGAGCCCGCAUCUACAACGAGAGCAACAUAGAUACUUCAUUUGCCAGGACAAGGCAAUCAAGCUGCCCCAGAACAUCAGGGUCAGGGGACAACAAUCUGGCACCCCUUGAUCUUCAGACUCCGACCACAUUUGACAACUACUACUUCAGGAACCUGGUUCAGAAGAAGGGUCUUCUCCACUCUGACCAACAACUCUUCAAUGGUGGCUCCACUGACUCCAUAGUGCGUGGCUACAGCACCAACCCAAGCUCCUUUUCCUCUGAUUUUGUAUCCGCAAUUAUCAAGAUGGGAGACAUCAGCCCCCUCACUGGCUCCAAAGGAGAAAUCAGAAAGAACUGCAGAAGGAUUAACUAAGUUUCAAUAUUCAGGCUACUACACACACGCAACCAAUUCAGUUGUUUUUCAGAUAUGUGUGUAAUAAGUUGUUAAAACACGUUUAGCUCGUAUUUUCCAUUCAGUCUCUGCUUUGGUGUGUUCUACUUUCCUCUACUUUUCUUUCUUUUUACUAAGUUGUAGGGAAAAAAAGCCCUUGUGAAGGCUCAAGAACCAAGAUUGGUUUCAUGUACUAAGUUUGCUUUUCAUUUUCCCUUUAUAACAUAUUCCAUUCCAA